This is a messenger RNA of Salvia miltiorrhiza (redroot sage), 807 nucleotides long. RefSeq names its product expansin-A4-like. The coding region runs from base 1 to 807 and encodes 268 amino acids. NCBI's taxonomy places the organism in Eukaryota, Viridiplantae, Streptophyta, Magnoliopsida, Lamiales, Lamiaceae. Gene Ontology annotation, biological process: plant-type cell wall organization. Gene Ontology annotation, cellular component: extracellular region. The transcript is spliced from 2 exons. The record is from RefSeq and is a predicted model, not a curated record.
AUGGGUUUUGAUGAAGUGAUGUUGCUUGGUUUAGCAGGCAUUUGUGCAGUAUUUUUGUGUGUUAAUGCGAGUGGAAGUGACAACGAUACUACCAUCUUAGAAGGGCAUGGAUGGGAUCUCGCUCGUGCAACCUUCUACGGCCCACCCGAUGCCAAUGAUGGAAUGGAAUUAAUUUUUUGGUUUUUGGUAGGAGGAGCAUGUGGAUACACAAACGUGUUCCAGCAAGGGUACGGCCAAGAGACGACGGCUCUAAGCACCGCCCUGUUCAACGACGGGGCCGCGUGCGGAGCAUGCUUCGAGAUCGUGUGCGUGAACGCUCCGCAGGCGUGCAAGAAGGGCGUGAUUCGCGUGACGGCGACCAACUUCUGCCCGCCCGACUACAGCAAGACCCAGGAUCUGUGGUGCAACCCGCCUCAGAAACAUUUCGACCUAGCACAGCCCAUGUUCCUCAAGAUCGCCGAGUACAGGGCCGGCGUGGUGCCCGUCGCCUACAGGCGGGUCAAGUGCGGCAAGAGGGGCGGAAUCAAAUUCGUAAUGGGCGGGAACAAUUACUGGACACUCGUCCUCGUCUACAACGUGGGAGGCGUGGGCGACGUCAAAUCCGUGAGGGUGAGAAGCUCCGGCUCCGACUGGACUUGGAUGAGCCGCAACUGGGGCCAGAAUUGGCAGCUCACCCAGAGCCUGCUGGGGAAGACUCUGUCUUUUGAGGUCACCACUAGUGAUGGGUCUGUCAUGCAGGAAAUCGACGUGGUUCCAAGCAGUUGGGGAUUUGGGAUGACUUUUGAGGGCAAGUAUAAUUUCCAUUAG